CCUUCUCCAUCCGGGUGCUGCGGCGCGGAUAAGAGCCGGACCGCGCCUGCGCGCCCAGCCCCACUCCUUCGACCUCUGCCGCCGUAGCUGCCGCCGCCACCUCCCGAGAAGAGAGGAAGCGGGAGAGGAGCCCACGACGCUUGUCAUCCGAGUCCUCCAGCCGCGCCGCCCCGAAGUGUGUAAGAUGUUCGCCUGCGCCAAGCUCGCCUGCUCCCCCGCUCUGAUCCGAGCUGGAUCCAGAGUUGUGUACAGACCAAUUUCUGCAUCAGUGUUAUCUCGACCUGAGGCAAGGACUGGAGAGGGCUCUACGGUAUUUAAUGGGGCCCACAAUGGUGCCUCUCAGCUAACCCAGAGGGGAUUUCAGACCAGUGUAAUCAGCAGAGACAUUGAUACUGCUGCCAAAUUUAUUGGUGCCGGUGCUGCAACAGUAGGAGUGGCUGGUUCUGGUGCUGGUAUUGGAACAGUCUUUGGCAGCCUUAUCAUUGGUUAUGCCAGAAACCCAUCGCUGAAGCAGCAACUGUUCUCCUAUGCUAUCCUGGGAUUUGCCUUGUCUGAAGCUAUGGGUCUCUUUUGUUUAAUGGUUGCUUUCUUGAUUUUGUUUGCCAUGUAACAGAAAUUACUGCUUGAAAUAUUGGCAUACAUAUUAAUUAAGGAUGUAAUUCUGUGUAUUUUACUGUGGCCCCAAAAACUAGUGUUGGUGUCAUGGAAAUGUACGUUAUUUCCAAAGUCAUUUCAUUAAAGUUAAAAACUUUAAUUUUUGCUGUGAUCUGUACUUAUCUAAAUUUAGAUUGUCACAAAGAAGAAAGAGCAUGCAUUCAAGCGGAUGCUGUUCAGUUCAGAAGAAGCUACAGUAAUUGCCCUGCUGAUGAAAACAAUCCUACUGUAAUUUUUAUGGGAAUUUUAUAUAGUGUUCUUCACAUUGUAAUUUGGAGGGCUUUUGUUUAUUCAUAAAAGGAGAAAAAUG
Messenger RNA from Tupaia belangeri chinensis (Chinese tree shrew), 964 nucleotides. It is a transcript of the gene ATP5MC3, whose product is annotated as ATP synthase membrane subunit c locus 3. The coding region runs from base 185 to 610 and encodes 141 amino acids. Lineage: Eukaryota; Metazoa; Chordata; Mammalia; Scandentia; Tupaiidae. Gene Ontology annotation, molecular function: proton transmembrane transporter activity. Gene Ontology annotation, biological process: proton transmembrane transport; proton motive force-driven ATP synthesis. The transcript has 5 exons. The record is from RefSeq and is a predicted model, not a curated record.